This is a messenger RNA of Pisolithus orientalis, 841 nucleotides long. Its product is annotated as ribosomal protein L23/L15e core domain-containing protein. Gene Ontology annotation, molecular function: structural constituent of ribosome; rRNA binding. Gene Ontology annotation, cellular component: cytosolic large ribosomal subunit; ribosome. The record is from RefSeq and is a predicted model, not a curated record. The transcript is spliced from 5 exons. NCBI's taxonomy places the organism in Eukaryota, Fungi, Basidiomycota, Agaricomycetes, Boletales, Pisolithaceae. Gene Ontology annotation, biological process: translation; ribosomal large subunit assembly. The coding region runs from base 113 to 592 and encodes 159 amino acids.
GUCGGAUGGCGCGUCGCGUUAGAUCGCAUGGAACGGGUUGCGGCUUCGUCUGGCGAGGGAAACUUUGCGUCGGCCGGGUAUUGACGUUGUUUCCCUUGUAGACUUAUCACCGAUGGCCCCCACGAAGACAACGAAGGGCAAAGCAGCAGCACCUGCUAAAGCCGGAGGAAAGGACGCCAAGGCCAAGGCCGCCAAAAAGGCCGUGCUGCAAGGCGUGCACUCACAUGGUAAACGCAAGCCACGCUUUUCUGUUACAUUCCGCCGGCCAAAGACGCUCAAACUCGCCCGUGAUCCCAAAUACCAACGGAAAUCUAUUCCUCAUGCACCGCGGAUGGAUGAGUACCGGACUAUUGUGUCACCAUUGAACACGGAGUCGGCAAUGAAGAAGAUCGAGGAGCACAACACGUUGGUGUUCAUCGUGGACCUCCGGUCCAACAAGCGCCAAAUCAAGGACGCUGUGAAGAAGUUGUAUGAUGUUCAGGCUGCGAAAAUCAACACCCUCGUCCGACCCGACGGAAAAAAGAAGGCGUAUGUGCGUCUUACAUCUGACCACGAUGCACUCGAUGUUGCAAACAAGAUUGGGUUCAUCUAAGCCGAGUUGCCAUCGUUUACUUGAUAGUCUCUCUACUGUUCUCUGAUAGUAUUACAUGUCUGCUAUGCCCUCCAUGCUGCAAUGCAGGAUAUGCACCUAACAAAUUGGGUGGGUCGCAAUUGUCGGACACGGUUGUCAUGGCCGGACUUUGCGUGGAUACGAGGUUCGAUCAUAUAUUUCAAAAGUACCUGUACUUGAGGCGUCCAGAAUAAAAAUAUCAGCGAACUUGGUUGACGCAGCUGCGAUGAG